Messenger RNA from Leptinotarsa decemlineata (Colorado potato beetle), 729 nucleotides. Its product is annotated as rhodanese domain-containing protein CG4456. Lineage: Eukaryota; Metazoa; Arthropoda; Insecta; Coleoptera; Chrysomelidae. The record is from RefSeq and is a predicted model, not a curated record.
GGUUCUGUGCUCCUCUAACCCCUAAAACAAAAUGAAAACCUAACCUAAUGUUACUGAUACAAAAUAUAAUAUUGUCUAAUUAUGCAAUGAGGUCAAUAAUACCACAGCAUAGGAGACGGAAAGAUUAAUUAUCGAUUAGUGGAACAUUCAGGAGAGAUUAGAUUAGAGAUAAUGAGCGAGAGUAGAAAUUUACUUUCAUUAAUUUAUCGCGGGGUGCGAAAUUCACUGUUUAGUUCAGAUCACAAAAUUAUGGAGGCUACUCGAAAAUCUAUUCAUCACUCAACAUUGCCUAAAGACGUUUCUUAUGAAGAUGUGAAGAAAGUUUCCCUUGAAAAUUGUGAAGCUUUAAUCAUAGAUGUGAGAGAACCUGAUGAAUUGAAGGAAACUGGUGUCUUACCUGGAAGUAUAAAUAUUCCUUUGGGCCAGUUAGAAAGUGUUUUGAAGGAUGUUUCGAAUGAGCAUUUCUAUGCUACCUAUGGAAAAGAAAAACCUACUCAAAAUUUUCCGAUUAUUUUUUCCUGUAGAUCAGGAAAGAGAAGUGCCUCUGCCCAAGCUAUUGCUCAACAACUGGGGUUCAAAAGAGUACACAACUAUGCUGGAGGUUGGUUGGAUUGGGAAGAAAAAUCAAAAUCAUGAAUACAGUUCUGAAUAGUUUAUUGUAAUGUAUACAUGUAUUGUAUAUGGUUAUAGUUAUUGGUGAAAAUUUAAUAAAUGAAUUGACGAUUUCCA